GGGAAACGGGAGGUUCAGACCCUGAAAAGAACUGAGCAGGAGGAGAACCGGGACAGACGACCACCAUGAAGCCUCAUCAUCUGCUGCUGGUUCCUCUGCUGCUGAUCACUGAAGGUCAGACGUCUGCUGCUGGCUCUCAGAACUUCUGCUCCAACUCCACGGUUCUGAGGACUCGGACUUCCUGUCACUCCUGCAGCAUCACCGUGUUGUUCCCCUGUCCAGCAGGAUUCAGGCCCACGCCUCAGUCUGCUGGCCCCGGCUGCAAGUACUACAUCAAAACUCCCAGCAUGCAACUGGCCCUCAGCGGCUGCUCCUUCGAGUGCUACAAGGAACAGGAAGUGCAGAGCUGCUGUCCAGGAUACUGGGGUCCAGACUGCAUGGAGUGUCCGGAUCGGGCCGACAAACCGUGCAGCGGUAGAGGAGUCUGUUCUGAAGGACUGGGAGGCAACGGAACCUGCAGCUGCCAGGUGGGCUUUGCAGGAACCGCCUGUGAGGAUUGUGCACCUGGUCGGUACGGACCCACCUGCAGCUCAGUCUGCUCGUGUGUCCACGGUCUAUGUGAUUCUGGACUGACAGGUAACGGUCGAUGCACCUGUUUCUCCGGAUACAAAGGUCCCACCUGUGAACAAGAGUUGCCUGCCUGUGCGGCUCUCAGCUGCCAGCAGAACUCUCGCUGUAUGGAAGAAGCUCUCACGGGACAGCUGGUGUGUCAGUGUUUACCUGGAUACCAGAAAUCAGGAGAUCGGUGUUUGUCCAUAAACCCGUGUCUCCAGCGGGUCUGCCAUGUCCAAGCCACCUGCGUCCACACCGGACCGAACCAGCACCAGUGCACCUGCAACCAGGGCUACAGCGGCGACGGACGGGUCUGCAUGGCGGUGGAUCCCUGUCAGACCAACCAGGGAGGCUGUGACACCCAGUCGACCCGCUGCGUCUACGAUGGACCGGGGAAGUCCCACUGUGAAUGCCUCCCAGGCUUCGACUUGUCGUCUAACAGCAGCUGCGUCCUCAAAGAAUCCUGCAAACCGGAUUCCUGCCACAAGAACGCCAACUGCAGCACCGUGGAACCUGGACAAGUGCAGUGCACCUGUCUGCAGGGUUACCUUGGUAACGGUAAGGUGUGCUACGGGAACAUCAUGCAGCGUCUGAUCGACCUGAACACGGAACCUGGAGGACAGUGGAGCGGUCAGCUGAGCAACGCCAUCACUCUGUUUGAUUCUCUGUCGUGGUCUCUGCAGAACUUGGGUCCAUUUACCAUUUUUGUCCCGACCAAUAAAGGCUUCAGAGGAACAUCGGUGAGAACUCUGAUGGCUGACGUGUCCAAAGCUCAGUACCGCUGUAGGAUGCACCUGGUUGCCGGGGUGAUGCCCCUUGACACUCUGAAGACAACGGACGUCUUCUACACUCUGACUGGAAAAUCAGCUGAGGUGGACACGUCAGACGGGUUCUCUCAAACCAAAAUCCGUAUCCAUGGCAGCAAGAAGAAGGGUGUGAUCGUCCAGUCUGACGUGGUGGCGUCCAACGGGAUGAUCCACAUCAUCAAUAAGCUGAUGGACAGCGUGUGGGCCACCGUGGAGAGCAACCCAGAGGAGAACCUGAUGAAAAUCAUCUCUGACUAUGGAAAAUUUGACAAGUUCAAGUCCUUAUUAGAGAAAACAAAGCUGGAUGCCAUCAUGGACCUUCCUGGACCGAUCACCGUCUUUGCUCCGAGCAGUUCAGCGUUUGAUGGGAUGCUGGAGGGAUACCUGCAGUACCUCACCAGUGAUGAAGGUCACAACAAACUGGUGGAGCUGCUCAGGAACCACAUCGUCCCAUCCACCUCGCUGGAGGUCUACAGCGCCGUGUCCAGCCCCAGGAUCUCCACCAUGGCCAACCAGGUUCUCACCAUCAACGUCACGCAGAACGGUCAGAUCCUGGUGAACGGGGCGGCGGUGACCGAGGUGGCAGUGGAGGCUAAAAAUGGCCGCCUGUACGUGAUGGAUGGCGUGUUGAUUCCCCCGUCCAUCGAACCCGUGCUGCCACACAGGUGUGACGUCACCGAGACCAAGAUCGUCCAGGGCGACUGUGUGAGCUGCUCUAAACUGACUUCGGAUCAGUGCUCGUCUGGAGUUUAUACGGGAACCUCCAUCUUUGGAUGCGUUCGCAGCAUCUCUGUCCAAACUGGACCAGGAAUGUUUAGAAUCCCAGUGAGAGGCUGCAGACGCAACUGCAACCAGACCACAACGACUGCAGCUUGUUGUAAAGGUUUCUAUGGUCCAGACUGCCGACCCUGUCCAGGUGGAUAUCAGACUUCCUGUUCUGGACACGGCCAGUGUUUGGAAGGAAUCGAAGGAAACGGAACGUGUAUCUGUGAAGCCAACUUCCGAGGUUCUCGCUGUCAGUACUGUUCCUCCCCCAACAAAUACGGACCAAACUGUGACAGAACGUGUCCCUGCAUCCAUGGUCAGUGUGAGAACCGUCCAGACUCCGACGGUCGCUGUAAACCGGACUCCUGCCUGCCGCGGUUCACCGGUCGGUUCUGCGAGCGAUCGACGGCGUUCUGCGGCAUCGUCAGCCGGUUCUGCCACGCCCAUGCCGAGUGCCUGUUGGACCAGGGAUUCUUCAGUUGUGUCUGUAAACCUGGUUUCCAAGGCGACGGUAUCACCUGUGUGGAGGCGGACCCCUGUGCUCCGCCCCUCAGAGGCGGCUGCAGCGUCAACGCCAAAUGCAUCAAGACUGGCCCAGGUAAACACACCUGUCAGUGUCUGACCGGAUGGAAGCCAGACGGGGACGAGUGUCAGCCAAUCAACAACUGCAACGGACCGAACAGAGGAGGUUGCCAUGACAACGCCACCUGUAUCUACGUAGGACCAGGACAGAGCGACUGCAGCUGUAAAUCUGGUUAUAAAGGCGAUGGUCACGACUGUGAAGCUGUGAAUCAGUGCGUGACGGAGAACGGAGGAUGCCACUACCUGGCCAGCUGCCGCUUCCUCAACUCUCAGUGGAAAUGUGUCUGUGAAGACGAAUACGUUGGAGAUGGAUGGACGUGUUACGGUUCAGUCCAACAGGAGCUGAUGGCGCUGCCCGACGCCUCCGACUUCUACACCUGGACCACAAAGUCCGGUUCAUCUCACCUGCUGUCGGACCAGAACGUCACCCUGUUGGUUCCGUCUUCGGCUGCCGUCUCCAGGAUGUCGUCAGACGAUAAGAACUUCUGGACGUUGAAGGGAAACCUGCCGAGUCUCAUCAGGAACCACGUGGUCGUAGGAAACUUCCCACUAUCCGUCCUGACCGGCAGUUCCUCUGUGACAUCACUGCUGUCAUCACUUCCUGUUUCCACGAGAGGCGAGGUCACGGUUGUGGGCGGGGCUUCCAUCACCACUCCCGAUGUUGCCGCUACCAACGGGUUGAUCCACAUCAUCGAUAAGGUUCUGGUUCCGGACAGGAAGCUGAGUGACGGUCUGCUGGCGACGCUCGCUCUCCGACCAGAGUUCUCACUCUUCAGAUCGUAUCUGAUCGAUUACAACCUGACCGACGAGAUCGAACAGACCGGAGAAUUCACCAUCUUCGCUCCGACAGACGCCGCCGUCACAGAGUUCCUCCAGAAGAUGGCCUCCACCGCCCUGGAUGUGAACACGACUCGCUACCACAUUGUGGCGUCGCACCGUUUGUUGAAAACCGACCUUCAGUCCGGCGGAUACAAACAGACGCUGCUGGGAUUCUCCUUCCAGCUCGGCAUCUUCCCCCGAGACGGGAAGCUGUUCGUGAACGAUGCUCAAAUUAACUCCUCCAGCAUCCAGAGCGGAACCGGAGUGAUCCACGGUUUGUCGGCGGUUCUGCAGAUCAACAGGAACCGAUGUGACGAAAUAUCCUACGAGAAAGUUCUGGGACCCUGCAUCGAAUGUUUGUUCCACAAAAACAAACUCUGCCCUGAUGGCUCCACCCCAAACCCGUCAGUAACGGCAAAGAAAUGCAUCCUGAUGAGAACCUUUGAAGGAGAACGGAGGAUGCAGGUCGGCUGCAGAGCCACAUGUACGAAGCAGAACAUGGUGGCGCGCUGCUGUGGAGGGUUCUUCGGGGAACACUGCGAGCCGUGUCCCGGUCCGAAGGCUCAGCCGUGCUUCGGUAACGGUCUGUGUUUGGACGGAACCAACGGUUCUGGAGUGUGUCAGUGUCAGGAAGGAUUCAACGGAACGGCCUGCGAGACCUGCCAGAACGGGAAAUAUGGAGUCCACUGUGACCAGAAAUGUGUGUGCGCUAACGGACGCUGUAACGAAGGACUGAAAGGAGACGGGUCAUGUGACUGUGAUGUCGGCUGGAGAGGAGUCCGCUGUGAUGAAAAGAUUGAAUCCAGAGCUGAUGAACUCUGUGGAUCCGUUAAAUGUCACAGCAGCGCCAAUUGUGUUACUCCAGCGUCGAGUCCUCGGUGUCUCUGCGCCGCCGGCUUCGAAGGAAACGGAACCUUCUGCACAGCCGUGGAUCCGUGUCGGAACGACAAUGGCGGCUGCAGUUUGUACGCCGUCUGCAAAAGGACGCGACCCGGACGGAGGGACUGCGUCUGUAACGGCGAUUACUCUGGUGACGGACUGGUGUGUGUCGAGAUCAACCCAUGUCUGGAAGGACACGGUGGUUGCCACGACAACGCAGACUGUGUUCACAUCGGGCCAAACAAAAGGUCCUGCGUCUGCAACGACGGUUACUCAGGCGACGGACAAACCUGCAAGAUCAUCAACCUGUGUGAGAAGAGGAACGGCGGCUGCCAUAUGCGCGCUCGGUGCAACAUGACGGGACCCGGAACCAGGAACUGUACCUGCAUGAAGAGCUAUGUGGGAGAUGGUCUGAGCUGUAAAGGAACCGUGGAGAAGGAGAUGAAGGCCAAGGGAAUGACCAACUUCUUCUACGGCCUGAUGAUGGUGGAGAUCUACCUGAGAGGUCGAGGUCCGUUCACCGUCUUCAGCCCCCAAAGGGAAGUCUACGAUGCCACGGUGUCCCGCAAGCUGAAGAUUUCUAAAGUUAAGGAGAACUUUGCCAACCUGCUGCGGAACCACAUCGUCAUGUGUCACACUCUGCUGCCUGAAGACCUGAGCCGGCCCAGGAACCUGACGGCGCUGUCCGGACUGGUUCUGACCACCGGGUCCAAGCAGGACAUGAUCUCCAUCAACGAAGCCAACCUGACGAUGAGCGAUGAUGUCAGCACCAAUGGCGUCAUCCACGAGAUCAGCAGGAUUCUGUUUCCGCCCGGCUUUGACGCUGAGAGCUUCGUCCUCCUCCCUGAUGCGACAGACCUGAACCUGACAGACGUGGCCGAGCAACACGGUUAUAAAACCUUCUUCAAACUGCUCGAGGACACCGGCGUCUUGGACCUGAUCAACGAUCCUCUGAACCAACCGCUCACCAUCUUCCUGCCGACGGAUGCCACCAUGACGUCGCUGCCGCAGGAGCAGAAGGACUUCCUGUUCCACCAACACAACCGAGCACAGCUGCUGGAGUACCUGAAGUUCCACAUCAUGCAGAGCCAGAAGGUCUACGCUGAAGGUCUGGUCUACCUGGACUCAGCUCGGACGCUGCAGGGAUCCCCGCUGUCCUUCUCCUGUGGAGGGCCGGAGCACAUCGGAGAGAUCUUCAUCAACGACGGGAAGUGUCGCAUCAUUCAGAGACAUCUGGUCUUCAGAGCUGGAAUCGCCUUCGGCAUCGACUGUCUUCUGACUCCGCCCAGUCUGGGAGGACGCUGCGACCAGCAGAACACCGUCGACCUGCAGAUGAACUGUGGGAUUUGCUCCUCGUUUUUGUCCCGGUGUCCUACGGGGAUGAAGCAGAAGGAGGUCCAGAAGUGCGACCUUCCCUCCAUGUUCAUCACCAAGGACUCCGGCUGUCGGCCCGUCUGCACCGUCAACAUCUGGCAGCCAAAGUGUUGUCAUGGUUACUACGGACGAGACUGUCUGGUGUGUCCGGGGGGAGUCCACUCUCCCUGCAGUAACCGAGGUAAAUGCGACGACGGUCACCUCGGCAACGGUACCUGUACCUGUGAGAAGGGCUUUGGGGGCGUGGCCUGUGAGCUGUGCAGCGAGGGAUUCUACGGUCCCACCUGUAAAGCCUGUAGCUGCUCAGAACACGGGUCAUGUGACGACGGACGUAGAGGUACAGGUGUUUGCUUCUGUGAGGCCGGAUGGAGCGGCGACCGCUGCGACGUCCAGACUGAGGUGUUUCAGUGUUCUCCGUCCUGUUCUCCUAAAGCCAUCUGCAAGGAGAACAACACCUGUGUAUGUGGUCCGUUUUACGAGGGAGACGGAAUCACCUGCACAGUGAUGGACGUCUGUCAGGUGUGGAACGGCGGCUGCGCUAAAGGAGCUAAAUGUUCUCAGAAAGGUGAGCAGGUGAGCUGCACCUGUCCUAAAGGUCACACUGGCGACGGCUUCACCUGCCAACCCGUCGACCCCUGCGUCACCGGGGACAACGGCGGCUGCCACGAACACGCCACCUGCACCAUGACGGCUCCGGGGAAGAAGAGGUGCACCUGUAAGGACAGGUACAUCGGAGACGGACUCGCCUGCGAGCUCAAACAGCUGUCAAUCAGUCGCUGUCUCCAGGACAACGGGAAGUGUCACCUGGACGCCACCUGCACCGACCUGCACUUUGAAGACGCGACGCUCGGUGUGUUCCACCUCCGGUCCAGCAGGGGUCAGUACAAACUCAACUACACCGCCGCCCAGCAGGCCUGUUCAGCAGAGGGCGGCAGCAUGGCCACCUACACCCAGCUGUCCUACGCUCAGCAGGCCGGGAUGAACCUGUGCGCCGCCGGCUGGUUGGACCAGGCCCGGGUCGCCUACCCCACCACCUACGCCAACCCCAACUGUGGCUUCGGACACAUCGGAAUCGUCGACUACGGAACCCGCAAGAACCUGAGCGAGACCUGGGACACGUUCUGCUACCGGAUGAAGGAGGUGAAGUGUGAGUGUAAACCCGGAUACGUUGGAGACGGAUUCGGCUGUACGGGGAACCUGUUGCAGGUUCUAAGGUCCACUCCGACGUUCUCCAACUUCCUGACGCAAAUCCUGAACUACUCUCGGGUUUCGGAUUCGGGGAAGCAGUUUGUGAAGCGACUCAGUAACCUGACGAUCCAAUCCACGCUAUUCGUACCCGACAACAGCGGCCUCCCUGACAACCAGACUCUGUCCCACAGAGACCUGGAGUUCCACCUGUCUGAGGGUCAGGCUCUUCCUGUCGUCCAGCUAAAGAACGGGAGUCGGAUCAGAACCCGAGUCGGGAGUUUGACGGUCCUCGGAGUCGCCGACCUGCUGGACCCGUCGGCUCUGUCGUCUCGUUACAUCAACGAUCGAUUCAUCACCAGCUCAGACAUCCAGGCGUCCAACGGGAUCAUCCAUGUUCUGCAGGGACCGCUGAAAGCCCCGCCCCCUCGACCAGAGAUGCGUGCGGCUCACAAGGCCGGGAUGGGAGUGGGAGUGGUGGUUCUGGUGGUUCUGGUGGCAGCAGUCGUCUUCGUUGGAUAUCGCUUCUACCGACACAAAGCCAAACCCUUCCAGUUCCACUACUUCAAGGAAGAAGACGCUGAGGAAGAAGCUCCAGCAGCAAACUGCAGCCGAAACAUCUGUAACCCGGUUUAUGAAGCGUCUCCAGAAGAGUCCAACACGUCUGCAGCCACGGCGGAGGACAAACACCAGGUUGUGAAUGGAGGAUCGUACGACCUGCUGCAGGACAGCUGAGCGUCAGACUGCAGAACCAGAACCUCAGCACUGAUUUAUUCCUCUGUGGACCCAGAGUCAUCCGACCGGCUGUGGUUCAGGCUUUUCAAGGACUGCAUCACCCUGAGAAUCACAUUUUAGACACAAACCUGAGAGGAAACAAACACCAAAGUCCUCCUGCAAGAAUCAUUUGUAUCAAGGAAACUUUGUUUGAUUCCUGAACAAAUCAGAAAUUUGUCUUGAAUCAUUAAAAGCUGAUUUGACAACAAA
Acanthochromis polyacanthus (spiny chromis) is the source of this 7946-nucleotide messenger RNA. RefSeq names its product stabilin 2 (gene stab2). Gene Ontology annotation, biological process: cell adhesion. Lineage: Eukaryota; Metazoa; Chordata; Actinopteri; Pomacentridae. Gene Ontology annotation, molecular function: hyaluronic acid binding; calcium ion binding. The coding region runs from base 66 to 7697 and encodes 2543 amino acids. The record is from RefSeq and is a predicted model, not a curated record. The transcript has 69 exons.